Messenger RNA from Schistosoma guineensis, 3426 nucleotides. The record is from the annotation of a GenBank genome assembly. Lineage: Eukaryota; Metazoa; Platyhelminthes; Trematoda; Strigeidida; Schistosomatidae.
AUGAUUUCAGACAUAUGGCUGCUGGUUUUACUUGCACUCAACGUUAAUGCCAUAUAUGAAGAUCAGGCUGACGUUCUAGAUUGGAAUCAAAAGUUUGUGGGGAAAGUAAAGUAUUCAAAAUUAAAGUUUGAUGGGACUACCCCUAAAAACUAUUUUGUGGGUUCUGAACUCAACGUUAUUAGCUCUAUCAAUUUAAAGGAUGGGUCAAUUGUUUGGCGACAGGUACUUGACGAGGACGGUGAAUUAACUGGAUUUGAAUUGUGUGGCAAUAAGUUGUUUUCUCUUUCCUCCAGGCAUGGGACUAAGCUGCGUGCUUGGGACGUUAAGUUUGGCGGUGUUCUAUGGGAGAUUUUAAUAGAUUCUUCUGAAUCAUCCAGUGGAGACAUUUGGUGUGAUGAAAACUCAGGAAUUUUGGUUGUUGCUUACGAUAAAGGAGUGGAUACCUAUCAUCUUGAAACAGGUGAAAAGCUGCUGUCUGAUAGAAAUAUGAAUUCAAGUUCUCCUAUUCAAAUAAAUAUAGUUUCUGGGAAAACUGAAUCCAGUUCGACAAUCUCACUAGUCGAAAAAUAUCUGGAUAAGAGUGAUCAUCUGGAUAUUGAUACACCUGAAUUAUCUUAUAUAAUUAUCAAAACAUAUCCAAUUUCAAGUUCUGGAUUGCAAUUAACCCCUAUGGUCAUAAAGAACCAUACAAUUCAGUCGUCUGUUUAUAGCCAACACUCGUGCAAUAUAUUCGGGUUACAUAACACACCAACUGAUGCCGUUGUUGUGUGUUUAUCGUCGGGGCGUGGUAAACAGGGAAGUGUGCUUAGAUUUUCAUCUGUUUCAUCGUCGAAUUGGGACGUUAUCACAGUGAAAAGCACCUUUGAAAAUAUGGUUAAGCUAACAGACAAUGAUUUUCUGUUAACCUCUUCAUCGUUGGAGCCUACCACUGGGGCCGUAUAUCAUUUAGAUCCCUCUGGUAUUCCAGUUGUAAAAUACUUUGUCAAUAAUGCUAUGAUUGGAUGUUUGGGAACGCUAAAUGGUCGAUCGUAUUUAUUUACACUUCAUCACAAUUCAAGUCAGGAUUUCAAGAAUCUGGCUCUAAACAUCUAUGAUUUAGAAUCUGGUGAAUUAUCCAAAGAACUACCACCUCGUCAUUUCACUCUCGAUGGUCAUCAUGGUACAAUUGAAUCAAUAUCUGUCAUCAUGUUUACUGAUGCUACUGGUACUCCGAGUUUUCGAUUAUUACUACAUACAGAAGAUGAUGCUGUACAACUAAUCCGACAAAAUGGUAAACAACAAUGGAUUCGUGAAGAGGCGUUAGCAAACAUAGUUGCUGUUGAAGUAAUAGAUUUGCCUGUUUCAGAGUUUCAAGCGAAAAUUGAAGAAGAGUUUAAUCAUGCAAGCAACAACAUUCUGGAAAUGUUUAUUCAACGCUUAAAAACACAAAUGUCUCAAUUAGUUGUAUGGACGAAACAUUGGAUUUCUAACAUGCCAAAUUUAUUCAUGACUAUACUGUCGUCAUCGAAAUUAACCACUUCACUUUUCAAGUAUUCACCCAAUGGUGAUCUAUCAAAACGUAGAGUGCUACCAUCAUCUUCUCCUUCUUCACAUGACUAUUCAUCAAAUGAUCCACCAUCUUUGUCAAGUUUUUCACAUAGUUUUCCACCUAGAUGGCAAUUUUCAUCACAAAUUCCUUCUCUACACAUCAAUAAUUCUACUAACAAUGAUAAUACUAUUGACAAUGUAGAUGGCGAUAAGCUAAAUUUUUAUAAAUCAUCUGAAAUAGAUCCCAAAAUAACGUCAUGGGAUGAAAAACUUACACGUGAUAAUUUCAAUGUUCAUAAAAUGUUGGUUGUAGCUACUUCAGUUGGAAAACUGUUUGGUUUAGAAAGUGAACGUGGUCGUAUUGUGUGGGAUUAUUUUGUCCCAUCUGCAAAACUUUUAGCUAAUGGAAAGCUUGCCCUCUUCCAACAGCGUAAUUUGGCUCAUUUUCCUUUACCACCUAUCAUGUCACUUUUAUUUCGAUCAAAGAUUACAAAUCGACGGGUACUUUUCCCAUUCAAUCCAAUUACUGGUGUUCCAUCACAUGAAAAAGGUAUGGAUUUGUAUGCAUUGAAAUCGGAUAUUAUUCAAACUGUCUUGGAACCUGGUUCUUUAAGCGAACGAUGUGAAUUUAUUAGACCUUUGUUGUUGUUGAGGGCCGAUUUAGACGUUGAAGUUUAUCCAUCUACUUGUGCCGCUAUAUAUUCAUCAUCGGAUUCACAGCCUUUAUAUAUUUUUACUAUUGAAAGUGAACAAGCUCGUCUUACCGGUUAUCGGAUAGUUCCGGUAUCUUCAGAUGGUAAAUCUUUAAAAGCUACACGUGUCUGGCGAAUGUUAUUGAGUCCUGAUUCUAGUCCGGUUAACAAGCACAUCAUUGUCUCUGCAGCUUCACGUCCACCUUCUGAACAUAUUUAUUCAGUUGGUCGAGUAUUGGGUGAUAGAAGUGUUCUUUAUAAAUAUUUAAAUCCUAAUCUCAUUGCAGUACUUACUAUUGGUGGUGAUAUCAGCAGUCAUACAAAUACUCUGGUAAUUUAUUUAAUUGAUGUUGUAGCUGGUCGAAUAUUGUAUAGUGCUGUACAUCGUCGAUGUUCUGAACCUAUUAGUCUAGUGCAUUCAGAGAAUUGGAUUAUUUACACUUAUUAUAAUCAUAAAUCAUUACGCAAUGAAGCUACUGUUAUUGAAUUAUAUGAACCGACUAAAUUAUCCGGGGAAUUAUGUGCUAGUCAGUCAAUUCCAAGCCCUUGGCAAUUAUUUCUCAGCAAUCUUAUUCCUUCAUGGCUGUUAUCUAAUCCAAGUUCAUCAAAAGGAUCUGGUGAUUUAUCGGGUUUUUCACGUUUCUCAUCUUUGUUUCGUGCUAGUGAUGUUGAUGGUUUUUGUGGUUCAACUGGUGAAAAUUCUUUAAUACCUCAAGUUCUACAACAAUCUUACAUACUGAACACUCCACCACGUAGUGGAGCAGUGACUGUUUCAGUUACUGAGAGAGGAAUUACCGCUAAGAAUAUAAUUCUGGCUUUACAGAGAAAUAGUCUAAUUGAACUCCCGAAAUCAUUUUUCGAUCCCCGUCGUAGUUUGGAUAUGACAUCGGAACUAAUGGAAGAAGGUGUUCACCCUUAUGCUCCUGUACUACCAUUUUCCGAUCAAGCUAUGAUUACAUAUAAUCAAUCAAUUAUGCGAAUUCGAGCUAUUCGUACAGCACCUACCGGUUUAGAGUCCACUGGAUUAGUAUUUGCAUAUGGAUUAGAUUUGUUUUUCACUCGAAUAUCACCUUCACAAACAUAUGAUUUACUUAAAGAAGAUUUCGACUAUACUGCAAUAGCUACUGUCACAUUAGGAAUGAUAAUUGCUUCCAUCGUAUCAUGUCGUUUAGCCACAAGACGGGCAAUUCUUAGAGCUUGGGCUUAA